Molecule: messenger RNA, 1798 nt
Organism: Oncorhynchus keta (chum salmon)
Lineage: Eukaryota; Metazoa; Chordata; Actinopteri; Salmoniformes; Salmonidae
Product: heterogeneous nuclear ribonucleoprotein A0-like
Exons: 3
Coding region: 665-1462 (265 amino acids)
Molecular function (GO): RNA binding
Source: RefSeq, a predicted model, not a curated record
GACCUUCCAGAAUUUCCUGUUACGCUGUCUACAACCAGUCCUCCUUGAGGGAGGAGUGACAAACCUGAUUGGAGGCAAGACCAUUACACUACCAAAGGCUGUCUUUUCUAAUGUUAGGUCUAUCCUAAUCAAUGUGGGAUUUUUGGUUGUCUCACAUCUAAUUUGAUUGGAGGAUUGUUAUUUUUCUCCAGUACAUUAGCUAUACUAUAAGGCAUGAAGGGGUCUGGUAUAUGGCCAAUAAACCAUGCCUGAGGGCUGUAUCCAGGUACUCUGUGUUGUCUGGUUAUACCAUGGCUCUCAGCCAGUCAGGGCUUGACCCACCCAGUUUAUAAAGCCUAUCAACACCUUUUUGUUUUACUACAUACCUUGCCAAAUGUAAACUAGUCCAUACCAUUGUAUUCUAGUUUGUCCUGUCCAAAUUUUAUUUCAAUGUGCCCGAUCAUUAGGUCCUUAUGAUUAUGGAAAGCUGCAAAAUGGUUAACGUUUUGCUAGAAUGUAGUUCUAUUGGAGGUAAUCAAUUUAUAAUAGCUCGCCCCUAGGAGGCUCGUAGACGUGUAAGCAUUACGUCGACGCCAACCAUUUGUCUACAUCCGCCAUUUUAGACACCAAAAGAAGCACUGUCAAAAGUCUGCGUUGACAACCAUAUAAAUUGCAUCAAAGCGAGAUGGAAAAUCAACUCUGCAAGCUCUUUAUUGGUGGACUAAAUGUUCACACCACUGACGGUGGUCUUCGUAAACACUUUGAACAGUAUGGCAAGCUGACCGACUGCGUAGUUGUUCAGAACCAGCAACUGCAGCGGUCUCGCUGUUUUGGUUAUGUAACCUAUGCUACUGCUGAUGAGGCAGACGCUGCAAUGUCCGCCCGGCCUCAUGCCCUGGACGGCAACAAUGUUGAACUAAAAAGAGCAGUGGCACGUGAAGAUGCGGGAAAACCUGAGGCUUUGGCUAAGGUUAAGAAAAUAUUUAUCGGGGGUCUGAAAGAAGACAUAGAGGAUGGACAUCUGAACGAGUAUUUCUCUCAGUUCGGUACUAUCGAGAAGGCCGAGGUUAUUAGCGAUAAUCAAACUGGUAAGAAGAGGGGGUUUGGUUUUGUUUAUUUCGAAGAUUAUGAUUCUGCCGACAAAGCGGUGGUACUGAAGUUCCACCAUAUAAAUGGCCAUAAAGUAGAGGUGAAAAAAGCCCUCACCAAGCAAGAAAUGCAGGCUGCUGGCACCCGUGGCGGGAGGGGAGGAAGGUUUCAAAAUGGAUACGGUGGUGGCUAUGGAGGAGGUUAUGGAGGCAGUGACGGUGGAUACGGCGUGGGGUACAGUGGAGGCUAUGGUGACCAAAUGGGUGGCUACGGUGGGAACGGCUACAGUGAUUUUGGAGGUGGCUAUAGCGACCAGUCAUCUAAUUAUGGCCCCAUGAAAGAGUUGUCGAAAUUGAUAGAUUAUGACACAUUCUUCCUAUGUCCUGCUGGUUAAUGGAUCGCCAGGGAUUGAUUGGACCAAGAUGAGGACAAGUUCCUAUGAGGAGGAAAACUCUUGUCUAUGGCAUCGGGACAACUAAGGUGUGACCCAAGACUGUGCUGAUCCAGCUCUUGUGGUCCUGUCAUCACAGGAUGAAAAAAAAUGUCUGUGAAAGAUGCAGGUUUUUUGAAGGACCUAAUAUCCAUCUGUUGGGAAAGUUGAAACUUUCACUGAAUCAUUCAGAUGUGUAUCCUUGUUUUGUAUUCCAGUAUGUGGAAUCAAUUGCACUGCUUGUACUGUACUCUAAUGGUUAUUAGUCAAUUCAAUAAAUAUAGAUAUUUUUAAAACUUA